GUGACGUCCGUCUACACAGUGACACGGGCAAGAGCAACAGACCCACAGGAGGCUCUGCGACGGGUUGCUGAUUGGUUGAUGGGCUCUCAAACCCCACAAUGUAGGCUGAGUUUGUGGGUCCGUGGGACGAACGGUUCCCAAGUGCAUGCAGCAACCGACGGCUUGGCGUUUAGGCUGCGUGGCCGACAUUGAAUACCGGAAUGCCGUCACCGACACACAGCCACCGCAGUUCUGAAACAGAACGUUGACAGUCUCGAUGGCGGCGCCUGAGUCAGGUUGGGCUGAUGGCCACACUACCACCGGCACUGGCACUAACAACAGCACCACGCUUCCAUCGCCUCCAUUCAUCCACGCGCCUGGUCUAGCGAAUUUGCGCGACGCAGGCGGUUAUGCCAUUGCAAGCCAACCACGCAAGGCUGUCAAGCGCGGCGUGCUCUUUCGAUCCGCAGACCUGACCGAACUUGGCGGUGAAGGAAUUGGCACUCUCCAGCGACUCGGCAUCACCCACGUCUUCGACCUGCGGUCCGUAGUUGAGCUUGCAAAGAGCGGCGAGCAGUCACCGAGGGAGCUCUGGCAGAGCGCCUCCCACGUCUUCGUGCCCGUCUUCUUAGACAAGGACUACAGCCCGGAAGCGUUAGCCCUGAGAUUCCGAAAUUACAGCGAUGGGCCGCAGGGCUUCGUCAAGGCUUACGCCGCCAUUCUGGCCACCGCCGCCGAGCCGGACCACCCAUACGCGCCGUUCCGCACCAUCUUGGAGCAUCUUGCCUCGGCAACGCCUCCUUCCCCGGUCUUGGUGCAUUGCACCGCAGGCAAAGACAGAACCGGCGUCAUCAUAGCGUUGAUCCUCGCCCUUUGUGGUCUCGAGGACGAAGCUAUCGCGACGGAGUACAGCCUAACCGAUGCCGGGCUGGCGCCGCGCAAGGAGCGGAUUGUGCAACAGCUGACUGCGCCGGGCGCGGCAUUGUUCGGGGAGCGAGAGCGGGCUGAGCGCAUGGUUGGAGCGCAAAAAGAGAAUAUGCUGCUCACUCUUAAGCUGAUCCGCGAGAAGUACGGCUCUGUCGAGACCUACGUCGUGGACCACCUCGGCGUGUCGCAGGCGAGCGUGGAGCAGAUUCGGAAGAACCUGAUCGUCGACCUGGCCGAAGGCGAGGAGCCCUUGGACUGGGGAAACCUCGCUGGGCUGAAGAACGAACCGCGUCUCUGAUUAGACUUGGCGUCUGCUACAAUACAAGAGAUAGAGUGCUGUACAUGGCUGAGGCCGCUCCCUAGCGCCUCUUCUAGACGGCCGCUAGACUAGCAAUCAGAAAUCG
Messenger RNA from Chaetomium strumarium, 1310 nucleotides. Its product is annotated as protein-tyrosine phosphatase-like protein. The transcript is spliced from 4 exons. Gene Ontology annotation, biological process: protein dephosphorylation. The coding region runs from base 257 to 1204 and encodes 315 amino acids. Gene Ontology annotation, molecular function: protein tyrosine phosphatase activity. NCBI's taxonomy places the organism in Eukaryota, Fungi, Ascomycota, Sordariomycetes, Sordariales, Chaetomiaceae. The record is from RefSeq and is a predicted model, not a curated record.